Stylophora pistillata is the source of this 5661-nucleotide messenger RNA. RefSeq names its product transient receptor potential cation channel subfamily M member-like 2. The record is from RefSeq and is a predicted model, not a curated record. Gene Ontology annotation, molecular function: ligand-gated calcium channel activity. Lineage: Eukaryota; Metazoa; Cnidaria; Anthozoa; Scleractinia; Pocilloporidae. Gene Ontology annotation, biological process: calcium ion transmembrane transport. Gene Ontology annotation, cellular component: plasma membrane.
AUGGCGGACGGGUAGCUGAAGUUUCGAAGACAGCCACAAGCAAUAGAUUUGUCUGUGUAUCAGCUGAUUUCUGACACUUUCAGUUCUAAAAUGACGAAUGUAAGAAUGAUACCUUAUUCAUCAGCUGUUUCUGAACUUUGAUUCAGAAUAUGUUGAGUUUGAAGACCAACAAAGUUCAGUCUAUUAGCUCUGUGAGUUUAGCUGGACUUCCCACAGAUAGGCGGAUCCCUUCUAACACCAAUCACCGCCGCACAUCAAAAGGAUCAUUGUCUGGUUCACUGGCAGGAUUUGAACAAUUGGAGAAAAGCAAGAAGUCAUGGAUUGCUAAACAUUUUAAAGGUCGAGAGUGCAUCAAAAUUGUGAAAGAUGCAAAGAAGACUCGCUCAGAAGAGAAUCCUAUGUGUAUGUGUGGUAGAACUAGGCAGCAACACGAUCUAAAUGUGACCAGAGAAUACAAUGGUAAUCAAUGGACCCCAGAAAGCUGCACACGGCAAAUGCCCACUGAUGCAUACGGAGAGAUCGACUUCGUUGGGACAGGCAGUCAGAAUAAACGUUCUCCAUACGUCCGCGUGUCACAUGACACUGAUGUUCAGCUCAUCCUAAAGUUGAUGCUUGAGAGAUGGGAUCUUGAAAUCCCCAAUCUGGUUAUUUCUGUGACGGGGGGUGCCAAGAGUUUCGUUCUCAAACCCAGGUUAAAAGAAGUGUUCAGAAGAGGUCUGAUCAAAGCAGCGAAGUCGACGAGUGCUUGGAUUAUAACAGGUGGAACCAAUGCUGGUGUUAUGAAGCAUGUGGGUGAAGCCGUGAAGGAACAAGAAAUCACAUUUGGUAGCGAGGACAAAGUUAAUGUUAUUGGCAUCGCUACUUGGGGCAUUGUGGACAGAAAAGAUUCUUUAAAAGCGUCUAAGGGCACAAAUGGACUAUAUCCGGCCCACUACCGAAUGGAACAGGUCCCAGGCUCCAGUGGGGCUUUGCUUGAUUCAAAUCACUCGCACUUCCUGUUGGUGGAUAAUGGGACAGAAGGAAAGUACGGUGUGGAAAUUAAUCUGCGCUCUAGAUUUGAGGAAGCUGUAAUGAAGGUCAAAACAGACUCCAGGUCUGCUGCAGGUGCCAUUGGUGUCCCUGUGGUCUUGUUAGUUCUGGAAGGUGGACCAAACACUGUUCGUACAAUGUGCGAGUUGAUCAAGAAGAAAAUCCCAGCUGUUGUGAUUGAUGGAAGUGGUCGUGCAGCAGAUGUGGUGGCGUAUGCGUACAGUCACACCAUUAAAAGUGAAGAGAAAUUUAUCAUCGAUCCCCUGUAUGAAAACAAGAUACGAGCUAAGGUGGCGGAAGUGUUUCCAUUUAUGAAGGAACAAGAAGUCAAAGAACAUUACAAGAUGAUUGAAGAAGUACUUGAAGACGAUAAGAUGAUCUCUAUUUACCGACUGGAUCACGAGACCAACAUAUCUCAAGACAUUGAUCUUGCAAUUUUAAAAGCCCUCUUAAAAGCCAACAGUUCCGCUCCUUUGAUGCAGCUAAAUUUAGCUCUGGCCUGGAAUCGGAUUGAUGUUGCCAAAAGUGAGAUUUUCACCGAUGACAAACGUUGGACGACGGAGGGACUGACCGAUCCUAUGCUGGCCGCUUUGCUCGAUGAUAAGCCGGGAUUUGUAGAACUGUUCCUGCAGAAUGGCCUCAGUAUGAUGGAAUUCCUUACACCGCAGAUAUUAUGUCAGUUGUAUGCUGGGGUCCCAAGCAACAGCGUCAUAAAGCCUCUGGUUCAAAAAGAAAUGAAUAAAAAGAGUAUUACAGCCUUAAACCUGAGUGUUGUUGGCGAGGUGAUAGAAAACUUGAUGGGCGAUUCUUAUCAUUGCCUUUACCUUCGGGACCCACGUUAUAUGACUUCACUUCAUGAAGAAAGGGGGAAAAGUCACAAAAUCAGCCAGCCAGCUAUUGUGUGCAAUCCUCUUCACAGAAUCGACCCACUGAGGACACCGUAUCGUGACGUAUUUAUCUGGGCGGUGCUUAGUAACCGCAAAGAUAUGGCUAAGCUCAUGUGGAGCAUGGGCCGAGAACAGAUCGCAACCGCGCUCAUGGCAACGCGUCUUCUGAAAUCCAUGGCGGAAAAGGCGCGUGCUGAUGAUACCAUCACUGACAUCAGCGCAGAGCUGCUGGAGGUUGCGAAUGAUUUUGAACAACACGCCAUAGGCGUACUUCAAGAAUGUUACGAAGAGAACGAAACUCUCUCCCAGACCCUGCUGGUUAAAGAACUGGAUAAUUUUGGUAAUCUGACAGCGCUUGAUCUGGCUGUCAUUGCCGAAGAUCAGAAUUUCAUUGCACAUACAAGCUGUCAAGUGCUACUCACCCGACUCUGGAUGGGAGCGAUGGCCAUGAACACUAAGUGGUGGAAGAUCAUUCUUUGAACGUUCUGUCCGUUCCUGAUUUUCCCGCUGAUUUACUUUGUCCCGGAUGAGCAGCACGAAAGGGAGGCCGCAGCUCGUCUGUCGCAGAAGGGAUUGUACACCAAGAGUAUGAAGAAUGUGAGGAGAUCCAGUAUAACAGAAGAAACAGUCGAGCUACAAAAGGUUGAAACUGUCAGAAACGGAAAUCCCAAAAUCAACAUCGACGAAGAAUCUAAAGUAGGAGAAGGGGAAGAUACAGGGGAAGACAUUGUUCAAGAGAUAGUGGAAUAUAUUCCAGAGCUUCAAGAAGAUCAUUCUAUGGAACAUAUGAUGCGAUCGAAAGACAUGACUGUUUAUGACAGAAUCACAUCUUUCUAUUCUGCACCGUUCACCAAGUUUAUGGGGAAUUUGGUGUCUUACGUAGCCUUCAUAUUCCUCUAUGGUUACGUCAUCACUAUGUACUUCCCGCCUUUUGACUCGUCCAAGACUUUCGGGGGAUUAAGUGUGGUGGAAUUCAUUCUUUACUUCUGGAUCUUUACUAUCAUAAUGGAAGAAAUUAGACAGCUAGCGGCUCAACAACCGAAAACUUUUGGUGACAAGCUCAGAGUUUAUUUCAGCGACACCUGGAAUCGCGUCGACACAUUCGCGCUCCUGGCUUUUGUGGUGGCAGCUUGUUUGCGUUUUUUCGAUUCAACCUAUGAAGCUGCUCGGAUCACUCUUUCGCUGAAUAUCAUAGUGUUUAUCGUGCGUUCCCUUCAGAUCGUGUCUGUCAACAGACAGCUCGGUCCUAAACUUGUCAUGAUUAGGAAAAUGCUUGAGGAUCUGAAGCAGUUUGUAAUAAUUUUGGCCAUAUUUAUUAUCGCCUAUGGAAUCGCACUGCAAGCGGUGACAUUCCCAGGCCCCGGACCGUUCUCAAAGACCUGGGAUCAGGUGAUCCGUGGAAUACUGGACUUACCUUACUGGCAGAUGUAUGGAGAACUCUUUCUCGAAGAAAUUUCAGGUCAAAAGCCAGCAGAGUAUUUCGAGGUUCAUCCCACUGCUAAAUGGUUAUCACCAGCACUCUUAGCUGGCUACAUGUUGUUCACGAAUGUUCUUCUACUUAAUCUUCUCAUCGCCAUUUUCAGUUAUACCUUCGAGAGAGUGCAAGAAGAUUCAGACAAAGUAUGGAAGUUCCAGCGAUAUGAACUGAUCGCAGAAUAUCACGGAAGACCGCUGAUCUUCCCUCCUUUGAUCUUCAUCUCUCACGUCUUGAUAUUCAUCAGGUGGAUAUGGCGGCUGUGCCGCUGUGGAAAUCCUCCCGCGGUCAGCUCUAUGAAAAUUAAAUUAAGUGAUUACGAGAAGGAACAACUUGAGAACUGGGAGUUUCAAGGAGCGGAGUAUUUCCUUCACACGAAACGAACAGAGGAGAAAAACACAUUGGAAAAAAGAGUCUGUACACUAGGGGACAGGGUAAAUGACGCAACUGUCAAGCUUGACCGUAUAAUGGAAAGUGUGCUGGACACAAGUACAGUGGACUCUGAGGGCGCUCCCGGAGUUGCUCAGCCAAAUUUGGAUUUUAGACCACCUACGCGUGACACUGGUGCUUUAGAGCGGAGACUGGCACGAAUGGAGGGCAACGUGGCAUCGAUAUUAGAAACGAUGGAGACGUUGGUGGAUUUGGUUCAUAAUCAAAAGGUCCAGACGUCCUUCGUGCCGUCAUCACAACCUGCGCCCGCCAACAUUCUUGAUCUUCGUCCUGUAGCUCCAGCGUUCAUCCAUGAUAAGGCACGCGCAACACCCUACCCGGUAUCCACUGUGAAGAGAUUUCAGGUUCCGGAUGACAAAGUGCUCUGGGAAGUGGACUUCCCAGAUUACAGUCCCGUAAAUUAUACCGCCCCCGUUGUUCUGAAGAAACCUUCGUGGGCUGAUGACGACUUAAUGAGCAUGCAUCCCUCAGCUCGUCCACCGCUGGCCUACAACAGGCUCGACGAUGAAUACAAAGUAAACCGUGCUAGUCACAUGGGAUCCUACCGAGUGAAAGACGGACUACCGCUUAAUCCUAUGGGCCGCACCGGCAUCACAGGAAGAGGACUCCUGGGACGAUUCGGUCCCAAUCACGCCGCUGAUCCUAUUGUCACACGGUGGAAGCGAACCAGUGGCGGUGUCUUGUUAGACGGAGGGAAAAAAGUUCUUGAGUUUGUUGCAAUUCAAAGGAAGGACAAUAGUCAGUGGGCAAUACCAGGGGGUAUGGUCGAACCGGGGCAAGUCGUGACUCAGGUUCUAAAGGCGGAGUUUGGAGAAGAGGCUAUGGCAAAGCUCAGUGUUACAGACGCGGAAAGAGAGAAAAUCAGCCGGCAAAUCGACAGACUCUUUCAUAACGGAGUUGAGGUGUAUAAAGGUUACGUUGAUGAUCCCAGAAACACGGACAACGCUUGGAUGGAGACAGUGGCCGUCAAUUUCCACGACGACACUGGAGAAAUAUUCAGCGAAUUCAAGUUACAAGCCGGAGACGAUGCGGCCGCAGUGCGGUGGCAGAGAGUCAGCGGCAAUAUUCCUCUUUUUGCAAGUCACGUGUCUAUACUGGAAAAAGUCUCCAAAAUGAGAAACGCUGCAUUUUAAAAUCAAACGCCAAAGGGUAAAAAAAGGGCUUAGUUUUGAGGUUUCCUUUCACACUUGGGUGAAAGAGGUUAUUUAUUCGUCAUGUAUUUUGUGAAUGGUAGUUGGACCUAUAAAGUAUUUGUAAUAGUUUCCUACAGCAUCACUACUCAAGACAAUUCUCAAUGUUUGGCUGUAAUUGUAAAGCAAUCUAGUUCCUGAUCAAAUUGUCACAAACCUUAGAAGGGCAAGAAGCCAAUUUUCUGUUUAUUGACAAAUUGAAUUGAAAAGAGGUUAAUUUCCAAACACACUCUUUUUUCAUGAAUUUCAAUUAUGUAUUCGGUCUUACAAAAUGUAGGUUCACUUUAAUUUAUUUUUGUAUGAAAUGCAUUCACCAGUGAGUGUUCUUGGAUAAAUUAUUCAAUUUUUCUUUCCAACACACAAUUUUAAAAGUAUUUCUCAGUCUUUUCUCCAUCCUUCUCUUGACCAAAUUUACUCACUUCCUAAGAUAAACCUGUCUUGAUCGUAAGGGGGUUCAAGUAGUGUGUGUGUGUGUGUGUGGAGGGGGGGGAGAAGAAGAAGAAGAAGGAGGGACAGUGAGUCCUCAGUACUUGGCCCUCCUGUUGGUUGGACUUCUCACUAAUUGUUAACAUUUUGUAAAUAAAUGUUCUUACUGAAGUGUACUGAAUAAAAACCCAACUUUAGUAUUUCA